This is a messenger RNA of Asparagus officinalis (garden asparagus), 3381 nucleotides long. RefSeq names its product type I inositol polyphosphate 5-phosphatase 12-like. The transcript is spliced from 12 exons. The coding region runs from base 1 to 2955 and encodes 984 amino acids. The record is from RefSeq and is a predicted model, not a curated record. NCBI's taxonomy places the organism in Eukaryota, Viridiplantae, Streptophyta, Magnoliopsida, Asparagales, Asparagaceae. Gene Ontology annotation, biological process: phosphatidylinositol dephosphorylation. Gene Ontology annotation, molecular function: protein binding; phosphatase activity.
AUGGGGCCCGCACGGGAGUUUGAAGAUCCGGUGCCGCCUCCGCUGCCGGUGAAUUCGGGGACGGGCGUCGGUGAGGGCGGCGGCGGCGGAGGGAUCGCCGCCGCCGCCGCGUCCAUCGCCUGCACACGGUCCCAGCUGUGGGCCUCCACGGAGUGUGGGGUCCGGUUCUGGGAGUUCUCUCAGGUUUUCGGGGGCCACAAGGGGCGGAAGGGCGGGGACGAGGAGAGCGCGCCGUUUAGGGAGUCGGGCCGGACUUCGCCUACUAUGUCUUUGGUUCUGGACGAGCGGAGGGGGUUAGUUUGGACCGGGCACAAGGACGGGAAGAUUCGGUCGUGGAAGAUGAAUCAGGAUGGAGGCGUAGGUGCUGAGGAGGAGGAAGGGGGGUCGAGCUUUAGGGAGGGCUUGUCUUGGCAUGCACACCGGAGCGCGGUCCUAUCAUUGAUUCUCACUUCAAAUGGUGAAUUGUGGUCAGGACAUGAAAGUGGAGUUAUUAAGGCAUGGUCAUGGGAAAAUAUUGAAAAAUCACUUUCUCUUACAAUAGAAGAAAGACACAUGGCUGCAUUGUUAAUUGAGAGGUCAUUCAUUGAUCUUAGGAACCUGGUCACUGUUGAAGGGGUGUGUCCCUUGCCUAGUGUAAAUGUAAAAUACAUGUUGUCUGACAAUUCUAAAUCAAAAGUGUGGAGUGGAGGUUCCCAGUCGUUCGCGCUGUGGGAUUCUCAGAAAAAGGAACUUCUGAAAGUGUUUGGCAUAAAUGGUCAAGUUGAGACUCAAGUUGAUCCAUCAUCUAUCCAUGAUUCAUAUAAUGAUGAUGAUAUGAAGGUAAAACUUAUUCCCAGUUCAAAAAAGGAAAAGUCCCAAGGUUCUGGUGGCUUUCUCCAGCGUUCGCGUAAUGCAUUGCUGGGGGCAGCUGAUGCUGUCCGGAGAGUUGCAGCAAAAGGAGCAUUUUUAGAGGAUAAUAGAAAAAUAACAGCAUUGACAAUGUCAGUAGAUGGAAUAAUUUGGAUUGGCUGCACAAAUGGUUCACUUAUUCAGUGGGAUGGGAAUGGUAAUAGACUACAAGAGUUUCAGCAUCGCUCUGCUUCUGUUCUGUGCAUUUGUACCUAUGGAGCACGCAUAUGGGUAGGCUAUGCUAAUGGAAAUGUUCAAGUUAUGGAUCUUGAAGCAAACUUGAUUGGAGGAUGGGUUGCUCAUAGCAACCCGGUUGUAAGAAUGGCUGUUGGGGGCUCUUACAUCUUCACAUUGGCCAAUCAUGGUGGCAUUCGUGGUUGGUACCUGGCUUCUCCAGGUCCUAUUGACAAUAUCUUGCGUUCAGAGUUGACCAAUAAAGAGCAAUUAUAUUCUAAGCAAGAGAAUUUUAAAGUUUUAGCUGGUACCUGGAAUGUUGGCCAAGAGAGAGCCUCUCGUGAUUCACUUGUAACCUGGUUGGCUCCUGCAGCAUCAGAUGUAGGUCUAGUUGUGGUUGGGUUGCAAGAAAUAGAAAUGGGUGCUGGUUUUCUUGCAAUGGCUGCCGCAAAAGAAAGUGUAGGACUCGAGGGCAGUGUUAAUGGAAUAUGGUGGCUGGAUAGUAUAGGAAAGGCCUUAGAUGAAGGAUUCGAGCGCAUUGGCUCCAGACAAUUAGCAGGAUUGCUUAUUGGUGUAUGGGCUAGAAAAAAUCUCAGGCCACAUAUUGGUGAUGUUGAUGCUGCUGCCGUACCAUGUGGACUGGGACGUGCUAUUGGUAACAAGGGAGGUGUAGGUGUACGGAUAAGAGUCUUUGAUCGAACAAUAUGCUUUGUGAACUGUCAUCUUGCUGCGCAUUUGGAAGCAGUUAAUAAGCGUAACGCUGAUUUCGAUCAUAUUUACCGGUUAAUGAACUUUGGCCGUUAUUAUGCUCCCGGAGAUGCUCAUGGUUCAGGAGGUGCUUCAUCUAUUCAGUGUCAUCGUAGUUCAAAUGCAACUGAUUCUGGAAAACCUGAGUUAUCAGAAGCUGAUAUGAUUGUCUUUCUUGGGGACUUCAAUUAUCGUCUCCGUGGAAUCACUUACGAUGAAGCAAGGGACCUAGUUUCCCAAAGAUGUUUUGAUUGGCUCAGAGAGAAGGACCAGCUUCGUGCUGAAAUGAAAGCAGGAAAAGUAUUUCAAGGACUACGCGAAGCACAUAUCAAAUUUCCUCCCACAUACAAGUUUGACAGAUAUCAAGCAGGUCUAUCAGGGUAUGAUUCUGGUGAGAAGAAGCGAAUUCCUGCUUGGUGUGACAGAGUAUUGUAUCGUGACAACCGUUCUGUUCCCGUGGCUAAAUGCUCACUAGAGUGCCCUAUAAUUUCGUGUAUCACCCACUAUGAUGCUUGCCUGGAGGUGAUGGGAAGUGAUCACAAACCUGUCAGGUGCAUCUUUACUGUUGAUGUUGCACGUGUAGAUGAGUUGAUAAGGAGGCAACAAUUCGGAGAAAUAGUUUCUUCAAAUGAAAAGGCCAGAGUAUUACUUGAGGAAUUUCUCAAUGUCCCAGAGACUAUAGUUAGCACUAAUGAGAUUCUCUUGACAAUGCUGGAAACCUUCAGCCUCAAGAUAACUAAUAAAUGCAGUAAAGAUGCAGCUUCAUUUGAAAUCACAUGUGAAGUUAAAUCUUCUUUCAAGGAUAAGAAUAACUCAGCUGAGGUUCCUUCAAAAAGUCCCUUUGGCUUUCCCAUCUGGCUAAAGGUUCUUCCAGCGUCUGGUAUAAUCAAGCCUGGCCAAAGUGUAGAUGUGGCUUUGAAUCUCGAAGAUUUCAAUGCACUAGGAGAAUUUAUUGAUGGAGCCUCACCGAAUUGUUGGGCUGAAGAUACAAGGGACCAGGAAGCAAUCCUUACAGUAAAUAUUACAGGUAGUUGGUGUACUGGGAAAAAAUGCCAUCAAAUCCGUGUACUUCAGUCUUCAACAUCCAAGAAUCCAUGCACAGAAUCCAACAGGACACUAACAAGGAAUCAAUCAAAAUGCCGUUGAAUGGUCGAUAUUUCUCGGAUUGCAAAUUUGUCUUGGGGCCUGCUUGCUUGCUUAGGGUGGAAAGAUUCGAAAGGUGAAACCAGAAAUUAUAUACUCAUUCGACGGGAUUAGACUGGCAAAGGAAAGGCUAAGAUUACACUGGUAUUUUCUUCAGGUUCUUGUCACAGGAAAAUUGUAAAUAGUAAGAGAGGUGAUCAAUUUUGUCUUGAUAUAGGUCGCUUCUUUUUUGUUAUUUAACACGCUGGCAGGUGUUGCUAGCAACUUUAUCCUUGCAGUCUCCUCUUACUGAUCUCUCUAUAACUCAAUUAACUGCAAAUAUUUGUACAGAAAUUGAACAGUUUCCUGACACAGCAAACAGAGGGUUUUCUUUUACCCCGUGUGUAUUGAUCACUUGUGAGUGAAGUUGACUUUUCCUUCUAUGGUUUC